UUUGUAUUUGCUGAGAACAUCGACACUCUAUUUCUUGAUACGACGUACUGCGAUCCACAAUACACCUUUCCUGAUCGAGUGAGUGUCAGUAACGAAGCUGUGAAGAUUAUUAAAAAAACAAAGGAAAAAACGUUGUAUGUGGUUGGGACGUAUCUCAUUGGGAAAGAAAUAUUUGUUGAAGAAAUAGCACGACAGACGGGGAAGAAGAUUUGUGUGAAUGAACAAAAGAUGGUGACAAUUCAAUUGAGUCAAAGAGACUUGAGUUUGUAUACGUUGGAGAAAACUGAUUUGGAGAUGAGAAACAGUGGAAUUGAAGUGAGCUUGAGUGGGCUGAAUGUCGAGUUAGAUCAAAUCAAAGACAAGUUUCAACGCAUCGUGUUAUUCACACCAACGGGAUGGGCGAAGAAGUUGGUAUCUAAAGGCAGUUUUGAUGUGAAAGAGUAUCAGCUGCCUUACUCGGAACACUCCAAUUUCAACGAACUUGUGGACUGUGUAAAAUGCGUGAAAGCUACACACAUAGUGCCUACUGUUGUUAACCCUGACCAAGACCCUAAACAGCUUAUUGAUUUAAUUAUCACAAACACUAAACCAAAAGUGGGGACAUUGGAAUACGCAUUUCAAAGAGCCCGAAGACGGUCUUCUGAACAACUUUAA
This is a messenger RNA of Entamoeba invadens IP1, 654 nucleotides long. Its product is annotated as DNA repair metallo-beta-lactamase. The transcript has a single exon. The annotation marks the transcript as partial. Gene Ontology annotation, molecular function: 5'-3' DNA exonuclease activity; damaged DNA binding. NCBI's taxonomy places the organism in Eukaryota, Evosea, Mastigamoebida, Endamoebidae. The record is from RefSeq and is a predicted model, not a curated record. Gene Ontology annotation, biological process: protection from non-homologous end joining at telomere; interstrand cross-link repair; double-strand break repair via nonhomologous end joining.